AGUGAGAGAGGGACUCACUGAAAUCCUUGUAGAGGGAGGAAGAGAGCUUCUGAUGACACCAACUUUACUUUGUGUGAAAGCUGGAAGGAUGGAUUUGGAUUUGUACACAACUGAACCGAGGAGGCUGGAUGAUUUCAUUAAACAAAACCUGGAGCCGAAUGAAUUUAAUAUUGAAGUGAGAAAUGCAGUACACAGAAUCUGUGAUUUUUUAAAGAACCGAUGUUUUAUCAAACAACCGGGGAUCAAAGUUAUCAGAGCCGUCAAAGGAGGGUCUUCAGGAAAAGGAACGGCUUUAAGGAACGGUUCAGAUGCAGAUCUUGUUGUCUUCCUCAACUGUUUCCAGAGUUUUGAGGAGCAGAGAAACACGAGGCAGGACAUUCUUGAAGGAAUUCAACAAGUACUGACAGAGUGUGCAUCAAGCAUUGCCAAUAAGAUUAAUGACAUCAACAUAACUUUUGUACCGAACAGCAAUGUCCCACCAAAAUCAUUGAACUUUGCUCUAAAAUCAAAGAAGAAAAACUCAAACAGUGUGGAAUUUGAUAUUUUGCCAGCCUUUGAUGCACUGGACGAAUUAAAAAAUGGAAAUACAGCCCAUCUCAAGCUAAUGAAAUUCGUAAGUGAAAAUGGUGAUCCGUGUGGUGAAUUUUCUGCCUGUUUUACUGAGCUUCAGAAGAAUUUUGUGAAGCAACGUGAUGCAAAACUUAAAGACUUGAUUCGCCUGUUAAAAUAUUGGUACAAAGAGUGUGUCAAGCCACGGAAAUCUGAGUUGGCUCCUGGCCAACGCCUGCCUGCUAAGUAUGCGGUGGAGCUGCUGACUAUCUACGCCUGGGAGCAAGGCAACGGGACCAAGAGAUUUGACACUGCUGAAGGUUUCCGGACAGUCCUUGAGCUGAUCUGCAACUAUCAAAAUCUGCAUAUUUACUGGACCAACUACUACAAUGUCGACAAUCAAGACAUUGUAAAUUUUCUACGUAAGAAACUCCGUGGUCACAGACCAAUAAUCCUUGACCCGGCCGAUCCAACUAAUAAUGUGGCUUCGUCUGAUGGAUGGUACGUGAUGGUCAAGGAGGCCAUGAAAUGUCUCAGCUUUCCAUGUGUCUCUGGAGUCCAAGCAUGGAGCAUCCAGCCAGUGGCACAGUUUGAAAUCACUGUGAUUAGCCUGAAUGGUUCCUCAUUACCCCUGAUGGCCAACAUUGACACCAACAUCUUAAUGAUCAAGAAUCAAAUCCAGCAAAACUGGAGCAUUCCAGUUCACCAACAACGCCUGAUGUUCAAUGAAACCAUUCUGAAUGGUGGCAAAUUAUUGGAUUCUGGAAUAUUCUUUGAUGCAAAGCUCCACCUACUUGUGACAAACUCAAUGGAGAUAUUUGUAAGGCACCCAAAUGGACGUAACCUGGAAAUUAAUGUGUCCCCGACUGACAAGGUUUUGAGCCUGAAGAAUAAGAUCCAAAAUCUGGAGCGCAUUUCUCCAAGCCAAUAUUACCUGACCUUUCAAUCACAAACACUAGAAGAUAGCCACACGCUGGAAUACUACGGCAUUGAUCAACAUUGUACCAUUGACAUCAACUUGCGUCUCCGUGGGGCGGUACUUUCCCGGGGUUGGUCCAGGAGGGAAACUGCUGGGAAAUUGAAACCCUCUGGUGUGGAAGUUGGGAGAAUGGAUUUAUACAGAAUUGAACCGUCCCAGUUGGAUGAUUUCAUUCAAAAAAAUCUGAAGCCGAUUAAAUUUUUCGAGGACGUGAAAAACGCAGUUCGUAGAAUAUCUUAUUUAUUAAGGAAUCAAUGUUUUAGAAAUCAACCUGAGGUCGAAGUUAUCAGAGCCGUUAAAGGAGGGUCUUCAGGCAAAGGAACAGCUUUAAGAAAUGGUUCGGAUGCAGAUCUUGUUGUCUUCCUCAGCUGUUUCCAGAGUUUCCAGGAGCAAAGAAAUACAAGGCAGGAAAUUCUACAAGAAAUUCAGGACAUUCUGGAGCGGUGUGCAUCGAGUAUUGCCUUUAAAAUCAGUGAUAUCAGCAUAAGUUUCACAAAGAACAGCAACAUCCCUCCAAAGUCUUUGAGCUUUGCAGUAAAAUCAAAGAAAAAUUCGAGGAGUGUGAAUUUUGAUGUUUUGCCAGUCUUUGAUGUAUUAAAGGGGUCAAAUGAUGCAAAUGAAGCCCAUCUCAAGCUAAUGGAAUUUGUAAGUGAACAUGGCGAUCCAUGUGGGGAAUUUUCUGCCUGUUUUACUGAGCUUCAGAGGAAAUUUGUGAAGCAACGUGAUGAGAAACUUAAAGACUUGAUUCGCCUGCUAAAAUAUUGGUACAACGAGUAUGUCAAGCCACGGAAAUCUGAGCUGGCUCCUGGUCAACGUCUGCCUGCUAAGUAUGCGGUGGAGCUGCUGACCAUCUAUGCUUGGGAGCAAGGCAACUGGACUGAGAGAUUUGUCACUGCUGAAGGUUUCCAGACAGUCCUUGAUCUGAUCUGCAACUAUCAAAAUCUGCACAUUUACUGGACCAACUACUACAAUGUCGACAAUCCAGUCAUUGCAGACUUUCUAUGUAAGAAACUCUGUGGCCCCAGGCCAAUAAUUCUUGACCCAGCCGAUCCAACUAAUAAUGUGGCUUCAUCUGCUGGAUGGCAUGUGAUGGUCAAGGAAGCGGUGAAAUGGCUACAUUCUCAAUGUGUCUAUGGAAUCAGAGCAUCUGAGGUCCAGCCAGUGGCACAGUUUAAAAUCACUGUGAUUAGCCUGAAUGGCUCCUCAUUACCCCUGAUGGCCAACAUUGACACCAACAUCUCAAUGAUCAAGAAUCAAAUCCAGCAAAACUGGAGCAUUCCAGUUCACCAACAACACCUGAUGUUCAAUGAAACCAUCCUGAAUGGUGGCAAAACCUUAUUGGAUUCUGGAAUAUUCUUUGAUGCAAAGCUCCACCUACUUGUGACAACCUCAAUGGAGAUAUUUGUAAGGCACCCAAAUGGACGUAACCUGGAAAUUAAUGUGUCCCCAACUGACAAGGUUUUGAGCCUGAAGAAUAAGAUCCAAAAUCUGGAGCGCAUUUCUCCAAGCCAAUAUUACCUGACCUUUCAAUCACGAACACUAGAAGAUAGCCACACACUGGAAUACUACGGCAUUGAUCAACAUUGUACCAUUGACAUCAACUUGCGUCUCCGUGGGGGCAAGACAAGUGCAGAGUACAUCAUAUUCAUGACUUGUGCCUUUUUGAUGGGUUUGGAAAGACUGGAGAGGAUGGAUCUAUAUGAGACAAUUCCAAAACAUCUGGAUACGUUUAUUUUUCGUGAGCUUCGCCCUGACCAACAGUUUCAGAAUCAGGUAGCCGUGGCGAUUGACAGGAUCUGCAGUUUUUUAAAAGAGCGAUGUUUCUAUGGUUACAGAUCCAUAAAAAUCAUUAAAACAGUGAAGGGCGGCUCCUCUGGAAAAGGGACAACUUUAAAAAAUCGCUCGGAUGCAGAUCUGGUUGUCUUCAUCAGCCAGUUCAAAAAUUUUCAGGACCAGAAGAAAAACCGGGGUAAAAUCCUGAAAAUAAUUUGGAAGGUGCUGAAUGAGAUCUGGGAAGAAAUUGCUUUCGAUAUCAAUAUGACAGAGCCCCGAAUGAUUACGUUACCAUCUGGCUUGACCUCAUCGCCUCGCUCCCUGAGUUUCAGUUUUCAAUCCACUGAGGUGUCUGAUUCUGUGGAGGUCGAUGUUCUCCCAGCAUUCGAUGCUUUGGGUCAGCAUGCACAAACCCGUCCAAAUGCCCAGGUUUAUGUGAACCUGAUUAAGGCCGAGGGGUUAGGAGGAGAAUUCUCAACAUGUUUCACUGAACUUCAAAGAGACUUUGUAAAGUGCCGUCCAGUUAAACUGAAGGACCUGAUCCGCCUUGUGAAACACUGGUACAUAGAGUACGUCCGACCAUACAAAUGUCAACUACGUGGAGAGUUCCUGCCACCAAAGUAUGCCCUGGAGCUGCUGGUCAUCUAUGCGUGGGAAAGUGUGGGUGGGGGAGACCAGUUCAGUACGGCUGAAGGAUUCAGAACAGUAAUGGAAUUGAUUGUUAGAUACAGAGAGCUGUGGAUUUUCUGGACCACGAACUAUGACUUCGACAAUUGCUAUGUGGCCAAUUUCCUGAAAGAUAAACUUCAAGAACAAAGGCCAAUGAUACUCGACCCUGCAGAUCCAACAGGAAAUGUUGCUGGAAAUGCUCGAUGGGAUUUGGUUGCAAAGGAAGCUAAAAAUUGCUUAGAGCAAGUCUGUGCAUGGAACGUGGAACCUUGGAAAGUUGAGCCUGUAAAAGAUAUUCCAAUUUCAGUCAAGCUGGAGAAUACUUCAUACCACACAGAACAUUUCUCUAUGAAUCCUUUCUUACCCAUCCGGUAUAUAAAAGCAAAAUCCAAGUAUUUGACCAGCACCCCGAUGUCCAGUUGUUACCUGGAGUGGAAUGACCAGAUACUGAAUGAAGACCAGACUUUGUCUGAUUACGGAAUUUUUUAUAGUGUUACCAUCUUGCUGAAAGAGCAAACCAGCUGGUGUAGCUUAAUGUAACUAACCAAAAGGUGACCCGUCGUGAGUCUUGGAGAGGUUUGUAAAAAUACCACAGACAGCAAACAACUUUAUCAGACCAGUGUAACAAACCUUCUUACAAAAAUUGCAAUCUAAAUCCUUUUGCCUGAAUAUAGUUUCUGAUAAAUUGAACUCCCUGGAUGGAUUGGACAGAACGUUAUCGGAUGUGUUUUGGUGAGGUUUGGGGCAGUAUAAGGCAGCAGGGGUAGCAGCCCACCCAAGCUGACCCCCAUUAUACCGGCAAGUGGGUGGGUGCCAAAUCACAGCCUACCUGCCAUAUUGAAUUAAGAACAGGCAGUGGAGCUUAUUAAUACACUGCCAUUGGCAUGAUACAAUUGAUGUAGGCAGAAUGGGAAAUAUGUUGUUUGGAGAUCAGGUUGAAAAAGGGUGGAAAGGAAUGGAGGCUACAUCAUUGAGAAAAUGUCUCUCAAUUACAACAUCCCCUGACAAACACUCUCUCUCAUCCUAAUAUGCCACCCUCAUUUAUCACAACCUGCCCUUGACUCUGACCCCAUCUAACCCUCUCCCUGGGGUCUCAGAUCUCACCUUGUUUUGUCCACCCCCCCCCCCCCUCUCAAUAAUGCCCAUUGAUGAGACUGCUGUAGCAGUUGGCUAAUGAGAUUGGGUGACAUCUCUCAAGGGUAGGAUUUCCUCUGACACUGAGGGACAGACAUCCUACUGCGACGAUGCUGUCCUUUAAUAAGGUUAUGUUGUCCUUGGUUUUUUUUCGGAGAGGUCAUAAAAGACACGGUGUCCAAAAAGUCUAAGUUCAAGGGUUUUAGGGCCAGGUUGAUUAUAGCUAACAAAUAUUGUCUCAGGCAACAGGCUUUCAAGUUUUGGGGGAAAAAAAACACUUAUGCAAUGAAAGGCCAGUUUUCCCAGCUCAGUUUUUCUCUGGUGUGGUUUGGGUUUUUUUUAGCAGUAGUGUUGUGAAGCUGCUCGAUUCAGGAGAAGCAGGUCUAUGCUGACCCUCUGUCCCUGACUUCUCUCCUGUAAGACUCUGGGUUUGAUUUUACCUUUUGUGCCAAGGGGUGUUUAUGGGGACUGUAGCAAGUAUUUGGAACAGCAUCAUUAAGUUUGGAUGAUCUGUUGGAUUUUUGGGGAUGUUAAAUUAUCCUGUAUUCUGUUCUCUUUUGUUUGUGUUUCAUUCGGUAAUCUUGUAAAUAAAGUCUGUUUUGUUUAAAACUAAGUGGUUUGGCCAGCUGCAUCUCUCCUGGAAUAUCUACUCUAUACCUGGUUAAAGCAACUGGCAAAGUUAGGGUCUGGGCUACGUUCUUGAAUUGUUUUGAGGGGGUCUGGCCUGGUUCAUAAUACUACUCUCUCAAACAUUAUUCUUCUGUAAUUUCCAAUGCGUGAAUCAAAGAAUAAAACACUUGUUAAUUUAUUGGUACUGA
Messenger RNA from Hemiscyllium ocellatum (epaulette shark), 5922 nucleotides. RefSeq lists its product as uncharacterized. Gene Ontology annotation, molecular function: 2'-5'-oligoadenylate synthetase activity; protein binding; double-stranded RNA binding. Gene Ontology annotation, biological process: defense response to virus; regulation of ribonuclease activity; negative regulation of viral genome replication. The transcript has 19 exons. Bases 53 to 4510 code for a protein of 1485 amino acids. Lineage: Eukaryota; Metazoa; Chordata; Chondrichthyes; Orectolobiformes; Hemiscylliidae. The record is from RefSeq and is a predicted model, not a curated record. Gene Ontology annotation, cellular component: nucleoplasm; membrane; cytosol.